UUGCAGGGUAUGAUUUCCACCAAACAUUCAGUCCCGUACUGAAGCAUGCUACCUUACGAUUGAUUUUGGGACUUGCCGUCUCUCAUUCUUGGCCACUCCAUCAGCUCGACAUCUCCAACGCAUUCUUAAAUGGUACACUACAGGAGGAUGUCUAUAUGUAGCAGCCUGCAGGUUUUGUGAACCCCGACUUUCCUGAUUAUGUGUGCCGUCUCAAGAAAUCGAUUUACGGUCUCCGGCAAUCACCUCGAGCUUGGUUUCAGUGCUUAACCGAGGCUCUCUGUGAAUUUGGUUUCACUGCAUCAAAGACGGACCCGUCCUUAUUCAUCUACAACAGGGGUUCUGAUCACCUUUACACGUUGGUAUAUGUGGAUGAUUUAGUUCUUACAGGUACAAAUGCAGCCCUUAUACAGCAGCUCAUGGAAUUCCUCCGUUUGAAGUUUGCCUUGCGGGAUUUGGGACAAUUGUCAUAUUUUCUCGGGCUAGAAGUACACCAUACAGCAGAUGGUCUGAUUCUCAAUCAACGAAAAUAUAUUCUUGAGCUUCUCAAGCGUUCUGGAAUGUCCACAGCCAAUGCCAUAUCCACCCCCUGUACAGCUAAUCAACUCUUGCAAAGUGCCUCUGAUCUAUCACCUGCUUUUGCUGAUCCGGGUCUCUAUAGGAGCAUUGUUGGCGGCCUCCAAUACUUAAGCUUCACACGGCCUGAUCUUUCUUUUGCAGUAAAUCAUGUGUCCCAGUUUCAACAAUCUCCGACUGACGCACACUGGGCAGCAGUCAAACGUAUUAUGCGCUACUUACAGGGGACCCUGACACAGGGUUUGGUUUUUCAGCGUUCAGCUCGUCCUCAACUGCACGGCUAUUCUGAUGCCUCGUUUGCCUCUUCCCCUCGAGAUAGGAAGUCAAUCUCGGGUUAUGCUGUCUUCUAUGGUUCGAAUUUGGUUUCAUGGUCAACUCGCAAACAAAAAGCAGUUGCGCGGUCGUCUACAGAGUGUGAAUACCGAGCUCUUGCGACGUUGGCAUCAGAAGUUAUCUGGUUACAAUCUCUACUAGCCGAGCUUGGGCAACCUACUCAUACAUCUCCGGUUCUCUGGUGUGAUAAUUUAGGAGCCACAUAUCUCGCUCACAACCCAGUUUUUCACACCCGGUCCAAGCAUCUGGAGAUAGAAUUCCAUUUUGUUCGUGAUCGUGUGAACAAACAGCAACUACAUGUCCGCUAUCUACCUGCUACAGACCAACUAGCUGAUGUUCUUACAAAGCCACUCGCACGGCUACCCUUUCGGAAUUUCUGUUCCAAGUUUCACCUCUCCGAGGUUCAACUUGCCGGGGCGUGAUAAGGGAGAGCCAAUCUCGGAGUAACUCAACAGCUCUCCAACAGCUCUUUCCACUUUGUUGUUUCUGUUCCUUACUUCUAGUAGACAGUUGCUGGUGUACGUAGGAAUAGCAAACUCUGUUUUCAACACUGCUGUAUAUAUAUCACUACUUAUCAAUGAGAAUAUACAGGAUACACAGUACACUUUCAGGGGAUAAGAUCUAGUCCCUAGUCACUUGUCUAAGUCAAUGUCAGCCGUUACAGCUUAUUAAAAUCUAAUGAUUCUAAUUAAUUUAAUUUAACGAA
Messenger RNA from Linum trigynum, 1612 nucleotides. The record is from the annotation of a GenBank genome assembly. NCBI's taxonomy places the organism in Eukaryota, Viridiplantae, Streptophyta, Magnoliopsida, Malpighiales, Linaceae.